Messenger RNA from Aspergillus vadensis CBS 113365, 3659 nucleotides. RefSeq names its product Na+/H+ antiporter Nha1. Gene Ontology annotation, cellular component: plasma membrane. The record is from RefSeq and is a predicted model, not a curated record. Bases 336 to 3548 code for a protein of 1070 amino acids. The transcript has a single exon. Lineage: Eukaryota; Fungi; Ascomycota; Eurotiomycetes; Eurotiales; Aspergillaceae. Gene Ontology annotation, biological process: sodium ion export across plasma membrane; regulation of membrane potential; proton export across plasma membrane. Gene Ontology annotation, molecular function: sodium:proton antiporter activity.
CCCCCCCCUCCCUAUCCUCCUCCGUCCUCGCCUAUUCUCCGCGGCCUCCGUCGCCCUCCAGCUCGGUCCGCGUUUACUGAUCCCCCCGAGGUAUGCGGGAACCCGGCGCGUUGGUUGAUUACAGUUGAGGUGGAUCUCCCUUGCUUGUUGAAUUGCGCAUUGGUCCGAUCGGUGGAGGUAAUUCCGGGAUUUACGGCGCCUGGUGCAAGGCUAUAUCGGGGUGAAGAUCACGGGCUGCGCGGGGAGGACUUAAUCAAGCCAUCCCGCAGCUCGAGCAAGCGCCCGCCGCACGACCUCUGUAGCUAGUUCGGGACCCCGUCCGCCCGUCGCAAACCAUGGCGUGGGACCAUUUGGACAUCGAUAAGCCACAUCUGGCUUACAUGAUUCUAGGUGGCUUCACCAGUCUGUUCAUGCUGUGCUCUUUGUUUGUGAAGGAGAAGCUGUACAUCGGUGAAGCCACCGUGGCUACCCUUUGCGGUAUCAUUUUCGGGCCUCAUGCGGCCAACCUGUUUAAUCCCAACUCGUGGGGCAAUGUCGACAAGAUCACCCUCGAGUGCUCUCGCAUCGUCCUGGUCGUCCAGUGUUUCGCCGUCGGUGUCGAAUUGCCCAAGGCGUACAUGGAACGUCACUGGAAAUCUGUCUUUCUGCUGCUGGUACCCGUCAUGACCUGGGGCUGGCUGGUGACUAGUCUGUUCAUCUGGUGGAUGGUGCCUCCCCUCUCCUGGCUGGAGAGUCUCGUGUGCGCCGCGUGCGUCACCGCCACCGAUCCCGUCUUGGCCUCGUCCGUCGUAGGUAAGGGUAAAUUCGCGCGACGAGUUCCCAAGCACUUGAGAGACUUGUUGUCGGCCGAGUCGGGCUGCAACGAUGGCAUGGCCUUCCCCUUCAUUUACCUGGGCUUCUACAUCUGGCGCUACCGCCCUAAUGCCGGGGAGGUGUCGCUCAACUGGUUCUGCAUCACCAUCCUCUACGAGUGCGUGUUCGGCGCAAUCUUUGGCUUCGUAAUUGGCUACCUCGCGCGUCAUUCCAUCAAAUUCGCCGAGCGCAAGGGCUUGAUUGAUCGUGAGAGUUUCCUGGUCUUCUACUUCGUGCUGGCCGUCUUUUGCGCCGGCUCAGGCAGUCUGCUGGGCAUGGACGAUCUUCUGAUAGGCUUCUCGGCGGGCGUCGGUUUCAGUAACGACGGUUGGUUUACGGAGAAAACAGAAGAGUCGCACGUGUCCAACGUCAUCGAUCUCCUGCUCAACUUGGCCUACUUUGUCUACUUCGGAGCCAUCAUCCCUUGGGAGGACUAUAACAACCCGGAUAUUGGGCUCGUGCCGUGGCGACUCGUAGUCAUCGCUCUCCUCGUCAUUUUCUUCCGCCGCAUCCCUGUCAUGUUGAUGUUGAAACCUAUCAUCCCGGACGUGAAAACGUGGCGCGAGGCCCUCUUCGCCGGCCACUUCGGCCCCAUUGGUGUCGGAGCCAUCUUCGCUUCCAUCCUGGCUCGGGCGGAGCUAGAAUCGGACAGCACGGAGCCCUGGUCGGAGGCUGAUUUGCCAGGUCCGGGAAGUUCUAAUUACUAUAUCAUACAGUUGAUCUGGCCCGUCACGACCUUCAUGGUCAUCUCCUCGAUCUUGGUCCAUGGUUCAUCCAUUGCCGUCUUCACCCUAGGAAAGCGCAUCAACACCUUGACCAUCACGCUCUCCUACACCACCGCCAACGAGGAGGGUCCUUCAUGGAUGAACCGUUUGCCCCGCGUGCAAUCCCUUGCCAAAGGAUCCAUGUCGUUCCGGAAACCGGAUGAGGACGAAUCGUCGAAUGAGCCGGAAUAUCCCCCGGGAACCCUGCCCCCCAUUGGAGUCCCAGGUAAUUUUCUGCGUCGGGUUCGCGACGAAGAUACGGAGUCGACGGGUGGUAAAUCUGCGCGGAGACGCCGCAGACGUCGCAGACGCACCGACGGCGCCGGUGGCCCGAUCAGUCAGUCAGCUAUCGCCCCUCAACGCCCGCUGGAGACGGAGUCGGAUGAGCAAAAGGAAAAGAGUGAUGAAUCCAGGGAACGCGACAAGAUCGAACGCGAGGCGUCCCCGCCCUCCAAGGAAGGCGAUAAGUUUGGACGCGAGCCUGCACUCGAAGUUUAUCUGGAAGGUCACAACAUGGUCAUGGAAGAUGAAGAAGGCAACGUUCUCAAGGUCGAGGACAUCAGUCACAUGUCCACCGAGGAGCAGCAGCGUCAUAUGGAAGAACAACGCCAGAAGCUGCAGCAACAAUCGGAUGAAUACGCUAAAUCCCGCGGCCAGCCUCAUGGCAGCAGGACUGAAGGAGAGGAGAUUGAGCAGGCCAUUGGCGAAAAGACCGGGCACCCGCUGGACAAGGCUCGUAAACGUUUUGGCCAGUGGAUUGGCCUUGGGAAAGGUCGUGCCGAAGACCAAGAGGCCAAGGAGGCCAGAAAGACUGAGGAAAAGAAGAAGGCUGAAGAAGCAUCGAAGAAGCCUGCCAAGGCGAAAGGUCGCUCCGCUCACGCCUAUCAAUUCGGCAACACCAUCAUUGUCGAGGACGAAGAUGGAGAAGUUAUCAAGAAGUAUUCCAUUCCUUCUGGGGAUAAACCCGAGACGGAUGCUCCUGUUCGUCGCGGACUGACAAGGAUGGGUACAUGGUUCGGUAUGGAAGAGGAAGGCGAAACCUCGCAGGCCGCCCGCAAGGCUGCGCAAGACGACUGGCUGGCGGAUGAUGGUCUGCGUUUCACCCUGGCUGAUGACAAUGAUGUUGGCAAGAGAGGCGUCGAGCACAAGGGUCGCCGCAUGACCAAACAUGAAUUUGCCCAACAGAUUCGUAACCUUGGUCCAAAAGCACGUCGUGAUGUGGUUGAAGAGACCGACGCUCCCGAGCGGGUCAAGAAGGCGGCUCGCCAGGAGGCUCAGAAGGCUGAGAAGGCUGAAUCGCAAGAGCGCCGCCGUUCAGACCCUGGAGUGGCCUCUCGGCCUACCCCUGCCCCUGCCCCCGUCGCCGAAGAUGACGAAUCCGGCACCGGAAGCGAAUUCACGGACGACGAAUCGGACGUGGAAGUGCCCGGCGACAUUGCCGCUUCGUUGGCACGGUUCACACGUGGCACAGCAGCUGAGGAGCGUCGCAGUUCCCACCUCAGUCCAACAUCCACGUCUCCGAGAUCGCGUCCCCGGUCACGACGGGAUUCCGAUGAUGAUGGCACGGAACGUAUUCCCCCUGCUCAACUUCGCGAAGCGGCCGGACUCACCCGUCCUCCCCAGCAAGCGGAUUUGGAUGACACGGGUGAAACGCCAGCGGAACGCCGCCGUCGUCUGGCUGCGCUUGGUGAAAUCAAUGACUCGGAGGAUUCCGACGAUCCGGAUGUUCUUCUAGAAGAAACGGAUGAUGAGGGCAAUGAUGCAGAGGCGAAGGUCUCCUUUGCCGACGGCACGAAGCCUCCAACCAGCAGACAACAGUCGGGCGAGAACUCCAGUGAGGGACAAGAGAAUAGUUCUCCUUACAACCGACACAGUCGCAGUCAAAGUCGACGGAGCAUCUCCUGGGGCGGCGAGAAGGGCCGUGAAAAUUGAGACAAUCCCACGAAAAAUGCAGCAAACAUAGAGUGAGGGAUAAUGUGAACUUCGGGCAGUGAAGCUGAAAGGGAAAUUCUCUCAAAGGGGGUAAUAUAAGAGCCCAAGGAG